AUGGCACCGAACGCAACGUCAAUGCCAACGGAACCAGACUUUGUAAUUUCAAGCUCCGUGUACGCCUCCUAUGUGGCUUACGUUGUGCUAGUGUUGAUCUUCGGCUUGAGCCAGAACCUCUUGACAUUGUACGUGUUUUACAGUGAUAGGCGUCUACAUUCCAUGCACAACUAUUUCAUCGUCGGACUCAGUCUAGCGGAUAUAGGGAUGUGUGUGUUCGGCAACUGGAUGAUCAUUGCUUCUUCUUUCAGUCAACACUGGGUCUUUGGACGAACUGGGUGCGUGUUCUAUGGCUUUGCCACAACGUGGUUUGGAAUCAGCCAGAUUUCCCUUCUCGCCGCCAUAUCAAUAGACCGUUACGUCAUCAUCGUGAAACCACGCGGCAUAGUGAUGACGAAACAAAAAGCUUUCAAACUCGUUAUGUGCUGUUUUGGGAAUGGUUUUGUUUGGGCUUUGAUGCCUGCCAUUGGCUGGAAUUCCUAUUCACUGGAAGGCAUUGGUGUGCGCUGUGCAAUCAACUGGCGGAGUCACGUGACCUCUGACAUCACAUAUUAUAUGGCCAUUUUAAUCUGCGGAUGGAUUUGCCCCCUCUCGCUCAUUCUUUUCAGUUACAGGAACAUUUUCAUAACGUUGCAAUGCAAAAGAACCAGAAUCCUCGAACAAAGCAAGUUGAAAGGACGAACGAACAGACAACGCAAUGACAGAAAGAUGGCGAUCACUGUUUUGUGCAUGAUAUGUGCGUUCUUCAUUAGCUGGACUCCAUAUGCCAUCGUCACACUCUGCUCCGCCUUCGGUUACUUCAGAAAACUCCCUGUUGUGGUCACCGUGUUACCAGCCCUCUUCGCCAAAUCCUCCAUAAUAUGGAACCCGACUAUCUACGUUGCGAGGAACACUCUCUUUAGGAGGGCUUUGUUCCAGCGAGUACCGUUCUUGCACAACUUGCAUCGCACUUUAAGCACUUAAUCAAAGCAGACCGUAAUGCAAACUUCGGAAGUUUCCGUCAACAAAAUCCGAGAUAUAACACAUUUCCAAAGCAGUUCGGAAAAAGCAAGCAUUAAUACAUAUCUUUGAGGGAAAAAGACGUUCACUGAUUUAAAAAAAAAAACAACGUAAAGAUAAUAUACACAAAAAACAACGUUUGAAAUCGUGACCUUGAUAAUUAAAAGCGUUUUUGUUAACUUAUAUCAGUAUUCAAACGUUUGAUAUUGUGACCGAGAUAUUGAGAUUUAAAUGCGUUUGUGUUACUGUUUGACAAUUUCAAUUCGUGAUAUAUCUUACAAAACUUUGUAUAUAAAGUGAAAAACAUGUUUGCUGAUAUUAAAGUGAUAAUUGCUCAAGUGAAAUAUGUGUUAUCAUUUUUAUUCAGUUCUUUGCAUGUGGAGAAUUCUGACAAUGAGCGUAAAAGCCGUUAUUGCAACAUUGUAAAUCUCCUCCAUUGUUAAAUACAGUGAAUGAAACUCGUAAAUUGCACAGUGUCACCUUCCUUAAGACUUGAUUGUCUAGACAAAGUCAACUAGUCGAACAAUAGUAAAAACACUUGGAUCACAAUCCAUAUACAUUUGACACAAUAUAAAUUACGAUAUGAUAAACGGGUUAUGAUAUUGAUGUCCGUUGGUGUGGUGCUUAUAUAAUAUGUAGUUAUGUAUUAGUUUGUCUUGUACAAUGCAUAUAUUUGAUUUUUUUCUGCAUGUUAUCGUUGUUAUGCAUAAUGGGAUUUAAAGCAAUCGUUAAUUGUCAAAUAAAAGC
Messenger RNA from Dreissena polymorpha, 1746 nucleotides. RefSeq names its product visual pigment-like receptor peropsin. Gene Ontology annotation, cellular component: membrane; photoreceptor outer segment. Lineage: Eukaryota; Metazoa; Mollusca; Bivalvia; Myida; Dreissenidae. Gene Ontology annotation, biological process: G protein-coupled receptor signaling pathway. The record is from RefSeq and is a predicted model, not a curated record. The coding region runs from base 1 to 963 and encodes 320 amino acids. Gene Ontology annotation, molecular function: G protein-coupled receptor activity. The transcript has 5 exons.